UCUUCGCCUUCCCGAGCCUCCCUCCUCAAGUCUCAACUAAAAGUCACUACAGAAAACAUUUUCUUUCGUAGCAGAGCGCGUAAUGAAAAUCACAUGGAGAUCGCUCUUCCCCAGUUGUUAUAAGGGCGAGUACCCCUCACCCAAGCCCAAGAAAGUGGCGGCCACAAAGAGUAGUUCUUUUAACCGGAUCUCUGUCACGGAUCUGAGUUUUCCAAGCGCCGGCACGCUUUCAGAGGAUCUUUCCAUUUCUCUAGCAGGUUCUAACCUGUAUGUUUUCUCACUCGCUGAGCUCAAGAUUAUCACCCAGAGCUUCUCCUCGAGUAACUUUCUCGGAGAAGGAGGGUUCGGACCCGUGCAUAAGGGGUUCAUUGAUGACAAGCUCAGGCCUGGUCUCAAGGCUCAGCCGGUAGCUGUUAAGCUCUUGGACUUGGAUGGCUCUCAGGGUCAUAAAGAGUGGUUGACUGAAGUUGUGUUUCUGGGUCAACUAAGGCACCCACACCUUGUGAAGCUGAUUGGAUAUUGCUGUGAAGAAGAACACAGGCUACUUGUAUAUGAGUAUUUACCACGAGGCAGCUUAGAGAAUCAGCUAUUUAGAAGAUACUCGGCUUCAUUGCCAUGGUCAACAAGAAUGAAAAUUGCUGUUGGAGCUGCAAAGGGUGUAGCCUUUCUGCAUGAAGCAAAGAAACCAGUCAUCUAUAGAGAUUUCAAAGCUUCAAACAUCUUGUUAGACGCUGACUAUAAUGCAAAGCUCUCUGAUUUUGGCUUGGCAAAAGAUGGUCCCGAAGGAGAUGACACACAUGUUUCAACUAGAGUUAUGGGCACCCAAGGCUAUGCGGCCCCAGAAUACAUCAUGACAGGACACUUGACAGCUAUGAGUGAUGUGUAUAGCUUUGGAGUUGUCCUUUUAGAGCUGAUAACUGGGAGAAGGUCAGUGGACAAGGGGCGCCCACAAAGAGAGCAGAACCUAGUGGAAUGGGCCAGGCCAGUACUGAAUGAUUCAAGGAAACUUUGCCGUAUAAUGGAUCCAAGACUUGAUGGUCAGUAUUCUGAGAUGGGGGCAAGAAAAGCAGCUGCAUUGGCUUAUCAAUGCCUCAGCCACAGGCCAAGGAAUAGACCUUCAAUGACAACAGUGGUCAAGACUCUUGAGCCUCUAGAGGAUUUUGAUGAGAUUCCAAUUGGACCCUUUGUUUACACGGUUCCAACUGAUAAUAAUGAAGUGCAUAAAGAUGCAAAAGAAAGUGAAACACCUAAGGAGAGGAAGAGGGAGAAUGGUCAUCAUCAUCACCGGAGUCACCCUGGCCAUAAGAAUCCUGAUAAUAAUGAAGUGCAUACAGAUGCUAAAGAAUAUGAAGCACCCAAGGAGAGGAAGAGGGAAAAUAAUGGACACCAUCACAGGAGUCACCAUCGCCACAAUGGCCAUAAGCAUCCACUUAGAUCGCCCAAGUCACCAAACUCACAGUCACAUAAUGAUGAACACCGAAAUGGUAGAAGAAGUGAGUCAAGCUCACCUGACGCCUUCAUUGAAUCACAAAGGCAAGAAAGCAUAGCUUAGCAGACACAUACGUCAUACUACUGUAAAUAGAUAUUUUCUGAAGAAUGCUUAAUUGUUACGUUGUGUGUUACAAAUUACUAAUUGUCGUUGCAUGGAAGCAUGCGUGAGUUUUUUUUUUUUUUCCUUUAUUGUUAUUCUUCAAUUUCCGGAGGAAAUUAAUUAUUUUGAAUUGUGUAUA
Molecule: messenger RNA, 1730 nt
Organism: Gastrolobium bilobum
Lineage: Eukaryota; Viridiplantae; Streptophyta; Magnoliopsida; Fabales; Fabaceae
Product: serine/threonine-protein kinase RIPK-like
Exons: 5
Coding region: 83-1552 (489 amino acids)
Biological process (GO): protein phosphorylation
Molecular function (GO): ATP binding; protein kinase activity
Source: RefSeq, a predicted model, not a curated record